AUGUUAAGUAGGCGAUUUUUAUCAAAAUUACUGUCACCCAAUGGAGCGAAAAACUUCAAACGUAGUUUGGCCAUCGGUAGCAAAAUUCCAGAAUUAACUAAAGAUCGUUACCCAGUACGCAGAGGAGAAUUUGCCAUUUUAAACAAAGAGCAUUUGCAAUUUUUCACCGAUCUUCUCGGUACGCAACGAGUCGUUACCGAUCCGGCAGAAUGUGAAAGUUACAACAUCGAUUGGAUCAGAUCUGUCAGAGGUUACAGUACCUGUAUCCUGAAACCAAAAACCACCGAAGAAGUAUCGAAGAUUCUGUCGUUUUGCAACGACCAUCGGAUAGCGGUGUGUCCGCAAGGAGGCAAUACGGGCCUGGUAGGAGGCUCGGUACCGGUUUUCGACGAAGUCGUCCUCAAUACGGCCCUGAUGAAUCAAAUUUACGAUAUCAACGAUACUUCAGGUGUCCUCAUCUGUCAAGCCGGCUGCGUCCUAGAAAACCUGGACACCGCCCUAGCAGAACGCGGUCUCAUGAUGCCCUUGGACCUCGGAGCCAAAGGCUCCUGUCAUUUAGGAGGCAACGUUUCGACUAACGCCGGAGGCCUGAGACUCCUCAGGUACGGAAAUUUGCACGGGAGCGUUCUAGGAUUAGAAGCAGUGAAAGCCGAUGGUCAAAUUGUAGAUCUUCUGAGCACCCUCAAAAAAGACAAUACAGGUUUCCAUCUGAAACAUCUCUUCAUAGGCUCAGAAGGUGCUCUUGGAAUCGUCACCAAAAUCGCAAUCCAAUGCCCCGCUAAACCCAAAGCAGUAAAUCUAGCCUUCUUAGGCCUUAACUCCUUCGAAAACAUCCUCAAAGUACUCACACAAGCCAAAAGAGACUUAGGGGAGGUUCUAGCUUCUUGCGAAAUGAUUGACGAAAGCACCCUUGAAGUUUGUACAGACAAUUUGAAGCUGAAAUCCCCAAUUUCGAAUUUUCCUUUUUACAUGCUGAUUGAAACUCACGGCAGCAAUAAUGAGCAUGACCAGGAAAAGUUGAAUGGAUUUUUGGAGGAUGUUAUGGGGAAUGGGUUGGUGCUAGAUGGCACUGUUACCAACGAACCCAGCAAAAUGAAGAACAUUUGGGAUCUAAGAGAAAGAAUCACCGAAGGCUUCAUCCAAGACGGCUACGUCUUCAAAUACGACGUCUCCCUACCAAUAGAAAACUUCUACUCUCUAGUACCAGAAAUGCGACAAAGAUUGGCCAACGAUGAAGAAGUAGUCCGGAUAUCCGGCUACGGACACUUGGGCGACGGCAAUGUCCACUUCCAAGUAUCCUGCAGGCAAUUUUCUCAAAACAUUUUGAACAAAAUCGAGCCGUUUGUGUACGAAUUCACUUCGAAACUGCGAGGCAGUAUUAGUGCCGAGCACGGAAUCGGAUUUAGGAAGCCCAAAUAUGUACAUUAUUCGAAAAGUGCUGAGAGUAUUGUCAUAAUGAAACAGCUGAAGGAGAUGUUUGAUCCUAAUGGGAUAUUGAAUCCUUAUAAAGUGAUACCGAAUUGA
Messenger RNA from Ceutorhynchus assimilis (cabbage seed weevil), 1524 nucleotides. Lineage: Eukaryota; Metazoa; Arthropoda; Insecta; Coleoptera; Curculionidae. The record is from the annotation of a GenBank genome assembly.